UUAUACAAUUUUUCCGCACGCGCGCACCAUUUGAGAGCUAUCAACAAUUCUCCCAAACCGAAACCCACCAACCCAACUACCCAACCCACAACCACCACUGCGACAGACAUCCGCGCCGCUGGGAAAACCGCUUCCACCCACUGAAAUUAUCAUCAGUUGCAGAAGAAAUUAGAGAGAGAGGGGGAAGAUGUACAGGGACGUGUCGAGCUUAAACACGUACAACUACGGUGACGCGCCUUACUGGGAUGCCAGGUACGUGCAGGAGGGAGGAUCCUUCGACUGGUACCAGCGCUACUCUGCUCUGAGACCAUUUGUUCGCCACUACAUCCCUACCUCUUCUCGUGUUCUCAUGGUUGGCUGUGGCAAUGCUCUCAUGUCAGAGGAUAUGGUUAAAGAUGGAUAUGAAGACAUCAUGAAUGUUGACAUUUCUUCAGUUGCCAUUGACACGAUGAGGAGAAAAUAUGAGUGCGUGCCUCAGUUGAAAUACAUGCAGAUGGAUGUCAGGGAUAUGAGCUUCUUCCCUGAUGAAUCUUUUGAUAGUAUCAUUGACAAAGGAACUCUUGAUUCUUUAAUGUGUGGUACUGAUGCUCCAAUAAGCUCUACACGGAUGCUAGGUGAAGUGAGCAGGCUUCUUAAACCCGGAGGGAUCUAUAUGUUGAUAACCUAUGGUGAUCCAAAAGUUAGGAUGCAUGUGUUGAAGCAGCCUGUAUGUAAUUGGAAAAUUACACUCUACAUAAUACCCAGACCAGGAUUCAAGGGGUCUGGUAAUGGUUCAUUAAAGAUGUCCCACUUGGAACCCGUUCCUACAAACGAGAAGGGCUUGAUUCCGCCAGAUUUUGUCGUGGAAGAUCCAGAUUCUCAUUUUAUAUAUGUGUGUGAAAAGAUUGACGAAACAGCCGAGCUAAGGGGCAUAUGCACAAGUUCGCUAACUGCUGAUGUUUUCUAGUUUUCAAUCAUGGCGAUCUUCAUAUGUAGUUUAUGUACUAUAAUUUCACUCUAUCAUAGCUUUGACGAACACAAUGAUCAAGUAUUGUUUUAUUUGCUCUUUGUAACAAUAUUCAUUAAGCAUCAUCCUUAGUAUCGUUGCUUGCAACAAAUAAGGAUCCUAUUGUACUGAUGUGCCAUUGUUAUUCAUUUGAAAGCUCGAACUGCGAGAAAGCGCUUGUACUGA
Messenger RNA from Tripterygium wilfordii, 1171 nucleotides. RefSeq names its product EEF1A lysine methyltransferase 4. NCBI's taxonomy places the organism in Eukaryota, Viridiplantae, Streptophyta, Magnoliopsida, Celastrales, Celastraceae. The transcript is spliced from 8 exons. The record is from RefSeq and is a predicted model, not a curated record. Bases 188 to 946 code for a protein of 252 amino acids. Gene Ontology annotation, molecular function: S-adenosylmethionine-dependent methyltransferase activity.